Messenger RNA from Procambarus clarkii (red swamp crayfish), 5696 nucleotides. RefSeq names its product muscle LIM protein Mlp84B. NCBI's taxonomy places the organism in Eukaryota, Metazoa, Arthropoda, Malacostraca, Decapoda, Cambaridae. The record is from RefSeq and is a predicted model, not a curated record. Gene Ontology annotation, cellular component: Z disc; nucleus; cytoplasm. Gene Ontology annotation, biological process: sarcomere organization; muscle tissue development. Gene Ontology annotation, molecular function: structural constituent of muscle; actinin binding.
UGGCAAUGGCCGCAGGGAAGGGGGCGGCUCCCCCAAGAAAACCUGCGGCGGGGCUGACUUGGUCCUCAAUCGUAAUAAGGCGAGGAGUCGAGAGGCAGUGUCCAUCCGAGGAGGAAGCAGCAGCUAGCUAGCGAGCCUGUAGUGUUACCCGUGUGAAGGCCGACCACCGCCGCAGACAUGCCAUUCAAGCCUCCAUCCACCCCAAAAUGCCCCAAGUGCGAGAAGUCUGUAUACCACGCCGAGGCGCGGGUGGUGGGCGACGUGUCCUUCCACAAGGAAUGCUACAAGUGCAGUAUGUGCAAUAAGAUGCUGGAUUCUACCAACUCCAACCUGCACGAGAAUGUGCUCUACUGCAAGACCUGCCACGGCCGCAAGUUUGGUCCCAAGGGCUACGGCUUCGGCGGUGGCGCUGCUGGCCUCAGCAUGGACACCGGCUCACACCUCGAGGAGAGGAAUGACUAUGUGAAGCCCUACAAGCCGCCGCGAGCGGAAGCGGGCGAGGGGUGUCCGCGAUGUGGGGGCAAGGUCUUCGCGGCUGAGCUUAUGCUAGCCAAGGGCAAGAGCUACCACCGCACCUGCUUCAACUGCAAGGCGUGCCGCAAGCCUCUCGACUCCGUCGUUCACUGCGAUGGUCCAGACAAGGAAGUCUACUGUAAAGUAUGCUAUGGGAAGAACUUUGGGCCCAAAGGUUACGGCUUUGGCACCGGUGCUGGCACCCUCACCUGCGGCUACGACGAAGUCGCUCCUCUGGUGCGGCCCCACGGCAACCCCGACGCCAUCCUGCCCGUGGUGGAGGGCGAGACGCCGUGUCCUCGCUGUGGCGGCAGGGUCUUCAGCGCCGAGAUGAUGAUGGCUAAGAACAAGCCAUACCACAAGAAGUGCUUCAAGUGCAGAGUGUGCAAGCGGCCUCUGGACUCCAUGGUCCACUGUGACGGUGCCGACGGGGACGUCUACUGCAAGCUCUGCUACGCCAAGAAGUACGGGCCUAAGGGCUACGGCUUCGCUGCUGGCGGUGGCGGCGUCCUGACCGCCGAGAACAUCCCGGGCGGUGAGGCAAUGCCUGGAGUCAACCCCGGGUCCGUGGUUCUCGAUGUUAGCAAGAUCCAGGCCGAGGAGGGCAAGGGAUGCCCACGCUGUGGCGGCAAGGUCUUCAUGGCUGAGGAGAUUAAUGCUCGUGGCAGAUCAUUCCACAAGCGCUGCUACAGCUGCUCCCACUGUCACCGCCCGCUGGACUCCAUGACAGGGUGUGACUCACCUGAUGGAGAGGUCUACUGCAAGCUCUGUUACGCCAAGAAGUACGGCCCUAAGGGCUACGGCUUCGCUGCUGGAGGUGGCGGCGUCCUGACCGCCGAGAACAUCACCGGUGGAGACCAGUCGGCAGCGCUGGCCAAGAAGGCGGACGCGGCCCGUAUGAACGUGGGCAGGAUCAAGGCCGAGGAGGGCAAGGGGUGUCCCCGGUGUGGCGGCAAGGUCUUCAUGGCUGAAGAGAUGCACGCCCGCGGCCGCAGCUGGCACAAGGGCUGCUACAGCUGCUGCCACUGCCACCGCCCGCUGGACUCCAUGGUGGGCUGCGACGCCCCCGACGGGGAGAUCUACUGCAAGCUCUGCUACGCCAAGAAGUACGGGCCCAAGGGCUACGGCUUCGCGGCCGGCAGCGGCGGAGUUCUGGUUGCUGAGAACAUUCCGGGCGGAGUAGCCCACUUGGCUGGCAUCAGUGCGGCGUCUGGAGCCAUCGACACUACGUCCAUCCCUGCCGCCCCUGGCGAGGGUUGCCCACGCUGUGGUGGCAAGGUCUUCAGCGCCGAGGAGAAGCUCUCUCGCAACAAGAAGUGGCACAAACGCUGCUACAGCUGCCGCGAGUGCUUCCGGCCCCUGGACUCCAUGGUGCUGUGCGACGCCCCCGACGGCGACAUCUACUGCAAGCUCUGCUACGCCAAGAAGUACGGGCCCAAGGGUUACGGCUUCGCUGCCGGCGCUGGCGGCGUCCUGGUGCCAGAGAACAUCUCCGUCGACGACGAGUCGCAAGGUGUGGGAGACCAGCAGCUGGUGACAAGCUCCGCCUUCACCGUCCUGGAUGUCACUAAGAUCCCCGCCAAGGAGGGUCAGGCACGCUGCCCCCGCUGCGCAGGCGCGGUAUUCCAGGCAGAGUCCAUGCCCUGCAGAGGCAAGGAGUGGCACAAGCGAUGCUACAACUGCUGUGAGUGCCACCGACCGCUCGACUCCAUGCUGUCGUGCGACGCCCCCGACGGGGAGAUCUACUGCAAGCUCUGCUACGCCAAGCGCCACGGGCCCAAGGGCUACGGCUACGGCCACUGCCCGGCCCUCGUCUCCAUCGGCACUGAGGACGGCGCACCCAUGCCCACUGACAUCCGACAGUUUGGGUUCGGUGCGAAGCCCACCAAGACCUGGGCACCCCCUGCAGGCUCCUCGCGCCCCACCCCGGCCGCCGGCAGCGCCCCCUGGAGGACAGGAGGAGGGAAGCCAGCCCCCAACCAGGUACAUCUUAUUAUUCCUCCACCUGAGCCAGUGCCCAUCGGCUCAGCAGUGCCACUGCCGCGAGGGUUUGAUUCGGUGACUGUGCAGUCGGGCUCCCAGCAGACGAGCAGCAGCAGCAGCAGCCAGGUGGUGGUGCAGGAAGCUGAGAGGCAGGUGAGUGUGCAGCAGGCCCCUCCUGCCCAGGAGGUGGUGGGGCUCGCCACGCAGGCCUCUAGCGAGACGGUGCAACAGGUGUCUCAAACAAGUGUGCAGCAGGUGUCGUCUAGUGUACAACAGUCGUCCAGCGUGCAGCAGUCAUCCAGCGUGCAGCAGUCGUCUAGCGUGCAGCAGUCGUCUAGCGUGCAGCAGUCUAGCGUGCAGCAGUCGUCCAGCGUGCAGGAAGUCUCUAGUGGCAGCUUCUCUAGCCAGGAGACAUCGACUGAAGCUUCCAGCAGCGUGAGCCAGGUGGAGCAGGUGUCGGUGCAGCAGGUACAGAUAAGCAGCGUCAGCGGCCAAACGGUCAAGAGUAAAGUUCGCAGAAUCAUCAAGAAGGGAGAGACGACACCAGGAGCUCGUGUUGGGCAGGACGGUCGACCAGUCGCACAAGGUGCUGACGAAGAAGAGGAAGAGGACGAAGAAGAGGAGGAGGAGGAGGAGGAGGAAGAGGAGGAGGAAGAGAUGUAAACGAAGAACGAGAAAAGACUUCCAGAGUUGUAGACGACGAAGCCAGCCAUUGCCACCCACCAGAUGGAGGAUACACCAGCUUCAACUCCCCUACCCCCCCCCCCCCCAACCAGAUGGAGGUCACACCAGACAAACCUGUUACAUCGUUCAAAGGGCAAUACCGCUCACUUGGACACCCUCAGCAACUGGCUUUCUUUCAACUGGUGUAUUUUGAUGUUAAAAAAAAAAAUGUAAAUUGGUGUGUGUAUUGCGCACAGUUGUGUGUCUCCUCCAGCAGCAGUAGUAUCUCUAUGCUUCACAGUCCGCGCUCUGUACUUCUUCUCCGACUGUGGUAUCUCCACAAGCGGUACCAAGCCCUUGAUUCUCCACGAGAUAAAGAUAGGACUCGUCUCCAUUUGCCACCAGGCUGUUAUAGAUGGGUCGGAGAACAGUAGAUCGAUCAACUUGUUGCAUGUAGAUUAGACAGUAAUAAAAAAAUAUGCACUGAAUCAAAACAGCCAACAAAGCUCUUCCCUAAAAACAUCAAAGUUCACAAACGCAAUCCCGACCUCUAAGGAUGGAUUCUCCUUGUAUUUCCGAAUCGAAUUCUCAUUUUCUUCCGAGUCGUGUAAGAGUUAAGAGACUAUCACGCUUGUAUCUCUCGUCAAGAGCGCUCCCUCAUCCACGGGUGAUAGGGGGAUAUCCCUUAUCUCCAGGAGAGGAAUGCCUGAUCUACGGGUGAGAGAUAUUUCUGAUCUACGGAUAAGAGAGAUCCCUGAUCCACGGAUGAGAGGGCCGAGAUGAUGUCGAACGAACGAACGACGGCGCGAGAGGGCGGGGGGUGGAUGAGGCGCGGACGGUCCCAGUGCUGGACCACUGCUGAGCUGCGGCCCUCCGCCCCACCCACCACCCACCUCCAGCUGCUGCCAUGUAAGGGCCGCCCUGCCCACCACCACUUGCAAUUGUCUCGAGACACGCGUUUUAUCACACUUUUAGUUUAUAGAGACGGUAUAUAGCCAAGAAUACUUGUUUCAUGUCAUACUCUGGUGAGUAUUUCUCUCGGUCUUGAACGAACAUGGCACAGGGAUAAGAGAUCUUAGGAGAUACGAUGUGUGAUCAAUUGUUGAUAUUCAUGAUUAAACUCGCAUUCGGAAAAGAAUAUAUAUAUACUUUGUUUCAAAAUGCAUGUUAGGUAAAGUUUUCACCUCUAAGGAUUACAUUCACACUCUUCCGAGGUCAUAGCCGAAGCGCUACCUGCAGUAGCCCGUAGCCACAGCCAACCUCGCCUUAAAACUGCAAUAAGUGACGGAGAGACAAUAAGCGUCUAAACAGAAAGGGUUUCCACUGUCAAACAGUUGUAUAUAAUUUGCAGAACGAUCAUCCUCGAUAACUUUCGGGUUAUGAGCACAGAUCUUGGCGGAUACUUACAAUUGGAUUAGCGUAGCAAAGGAACAGUGGAGGAGUAACUUCUGCUCUUAGUGAUGCAUCCGCGAGGACCACAAAUCUCUGGCUCCUCAUCAAUAAGGAACAAAAGGCUCCAACUCCUCAUCACUAAGACGUUAGUUUCUCUUUUGCCACUGACAAUAUUUCCACAUCAUUUUCUUUACUCUUAGGAGAGAGCAGAGAGAAACGGAACUCAAUUUUAGUUCCGAGAUGAAUAGCGGGAUCACCUGGUAAUGUCUUGAGUUAACGAGACGUCUUGAGUCUCUCCCACGACUCUACAGGCACUACACGAGUCCACGCUAACAUUUAACUCACUCUCUCUAUAUUUAUUGUUUCUUCUGAAGAGUUUUGAAAAGUACACGGUGUGUGCCUUCACCGUUGCCAAAUGUAAGGCACUUAGGAUUUAACUAACAGGUCCAAAGAUGAAUUAUAGUUAUCCUUGACCCUGGUUGUAUAGCGCUAAGGAGAAGGUUCUUCUGCUCGGGCUUAACGAGGGGACAAGCGUUACUAUAGAGCAGGAGAACCUUCCUAAUCGUGUUCAAUCCUCCUAUUUUUAACACUCCAGUGUUAUUUUUGCCUUGUACAAGAACCUCCCCCCCCCGAUAAUGUUUCUGAUUUUUUCCCCGUAUAAGUGCUUGUAAGUGUUUAUGGAUCUUGUACGAAGCACUUCACUUCCGUGAUGUCCUCUCCUCCUCCUCCUGUGAGCACAUGUUCGCAUCACUGCCGACUGGACAUGAUCAGUCAGUGACAUUUCCCAGACGGGCUCAGAACACAGCCGACCACAGUGCCAAGGCUGGUGGAAGGCCCCCCCCCCCAGGACAGGAGGUCUACCUCCUCCCCCCCCCCCACAUCGUCAGCUACAGUGCCGGAGGUCGGGCCAUCACUGGUUCUGUCAUUAUGAUCAUUCGUGUCAUUAUUAGUAAUGUAGUUAUUAUCGAGGUCAACUGGUUACUCGAACUUUCACUCUGAUAAGCCUAGUCUGUUAUGUGGUUGUGGUUGUGUUAGACUAGAGUUGUGAAGCAGAGGGACGACCGUUAGCCACACACACAACGCUUUCUAUCAUCAAUCUCACAUUCUGCAUUUGUUUUAAUUAAAUAUUAAAUGUUUUAUCACUC